Messenger RNA from Didymodactylos carnosus, 495 nucleotides. The record is from the annotation of a GenBank genome assembly. Lineage: Eukaryota; Metazoa; Rotifera; Eurotatoria; Philodinida; Philodinidae.
UAGAAAACCAGGUCUUCGAAGGCCUAGCAGCAAAAACCAUUGUCAUAUUCGGAAUCAGCAUAGUCGAUAACCUAUUCUCCACUAGAUUUCAACAAAAAAGCGAGCGGACACUUGGGGCAGUUCCCUCUUUAGACAUUCUGAUGCUCUUUUGACGAAGGUUUUACUAUCAAUAUUAUAGGGGGUUUCGAUGGUAUUUUGGUGGGCAUUGAUGAUUGGGAUGAAAUGCAAGAAUUUGAGAGUUUCUGGAUGGAUGAUAUAUCAAUGUUCUUUGAUGAUGAUGAUGAUGAUGUGGUGUUUGUUGAAGAGUGUCGUGGUGAAUGGUGUGAGUUUAAGGAAGAUCGUGGUGAUGAUAAUGAUGUGAUAUUUAUGGAAGAGCGUUGUGGUAGUGGAAGCAUCUUGUAUGAAGGUGCAUUGAAAACUGAAUUAGAAAAUGUGUGUGGUGGUGGUGAGGAUGGUCUAAUCUUUAUGGAGGAAUGUGUUUCAAUGAAUGUAUAA